AUGACCCUCUCCACCGGUUCCCUGCUCCGCCGCGUGCGAUUUCCUCCGUGUAGGGGAAAGCCCAUGCUCGGCCUUCGAACUAAGCGCUUCUUGUCGCCAAUACACACUCGUCCUUCUCUAGCACCUACGAACGGCCGCGAUUCCCCAGACUCUGCAGUUGCCGCGCCAGGGAUAAAACCUAAGACCUCUCUCCGGCACAACUCCCAGUCACCCUCUCCUGCGGUGCAGCCCGUCGAGUUUGAGGGAAAAGCAAACCCAGCGACACACUAUGCGCCACCCACAAGAGGCUUGAUUGCGUCUCUGCCCAAUUCAUGGAUUCCCUAUGCAGAGCUGCUGCGGUUGGAUAAGCCGACGGGCACAUACUACCUUUUCUUUCCGACCCUCUUCUCUACCCUCCUCGCCGCGCCAAUGGUCCAGGUGGCUCCGCUUCAAGUUCUUGGGACAACGGGGCUCUUCUUUACUGGGGCAGUGAUCAUGCGAGGCGCAGGGUGCGCGAUCAAUGACCUGUGGGACAGGAACCUGGACCCUCACGUUGAGCGUACCAAGUUUCGGCCUAUUGCUCGAGGCGCGCUCUCACCACCCAAGGCUGUCCUUUUCACCGGUACCCAAUUGCUGGCUGGGCUUACAGUACUUCUCCAAUUCCCUACCCAAUGCCUCUGGUAUGGGAUUCCCAGCUUGCCUGUCGUGGUCGCGUAUCCGCUGGCCAAACGGGUCACCAACUACCCCCAGUUUGUUUUGGGCCUCGCCUUCUCCUGGGGUGCGAUGAUGGGGUUUCCCGCGCUGGGCGUGGAUCUACUAGCCAACCGGGAUGCACUCAUGGCUGCCGGGGCCCUUUAUUCGAGUUGUGUGGCCUGGACAGUUCUGUACGAUAUGAUAUAUGCGUAUAUGGACAUCAAGGAUGAUGUAGCAGCCGGGAUCAAAUCAAUUGCUCUCCGCCAUGAACACAACACCAAGGCCGUGCUGAGUGGGCUGGCGGCGACUCAGGUGUCGCUCCUUGCUGCGGCCGGAGUUGCGGCGGGUUGCGGGCCUGUCUUUUUCGCCGGCAGUUGCGGCAGCGCCCUUCUUUCACUCGGGCUCAUGAUUUGGAAGGUUCAACUGAAAAAUGUUCAGAACUGUUGGUGGUGGUUCAAAUACGGUUGUCUGUUGACGGGUGGAGGUAUCUCCUUGGGAUUGCUCGGCGAGUAUGCAACACAAUCCCUUGGUCUGUACGAUAGCACUGGGCCCUUAGAGUUGGAGUCGGCAUAA
This is a messenger RNA of Penicillium alfredii, 1245 nucleotides long. Its product is annotated as putative para-hydroxybenzoate-polyprenyltransferase Coq2. The record is from RefSeq and is a predicted model, not a curated record. Gene Ontology annotation, cellular component: mitochondrial inner membrane. The transcript has a single exon. The coding region runs from base 1 to 1245 and encodes 414 amino acids. Gene Ontology annotation, biological process: ubiquinone biosynthetic process. Lineage: Eukaryota; Fungi; Ascomycota; Eurotiomycetes; Eurotiales; Aspergillaceae. Gene Ontology annotation, molecular function: 4-hydroxybenzoate polyprenyltransferase activity.